AUGUCAUUGAGUCCUCCAGGCGGAAGAGACAAUGGUAGGAGAAACGAUCAAUUAUAUUGGUGUUACCAGUGUCAUCAACGAGUCAGGGUUGCCUCCGAUAAUCCAUCUGACAUCGUCUGUCCUCAAUGUUUCGGCCAAGUUCUUGUUGAAAUAGACAUGGCCAGGCCUGUUCAUGAUUUCACUGCAUUUGAUCCCUCCCCAGAAGCUCGAUGGGCCGAAGUACUCUCAAUAAUGUUCCAUCCUCUACUUAGAACCCGAAAUGUUCGAUUCCGGGGGAGAGAGAACAGAUUCCCUGAUGGAGAACUUGUCAAUAUUCCAAGACAGAGAGAUCGUGGCAGUCGAGGCUGGUUUUGGCAGAGAAGGCGUGGUGGGGUAUUGCGUGAUAAUGAGAAUGAUGAUUGGGGACCUGAGAGUGGCAUCCUAGCCCGGCCUCGAACCUUGUUUAUUCUCAGGCCAGUAGGGCCUUCCCCAACUCGACAGGAUCAUGGAGAAGAAGCUGGAUUAUUCCCCACAGGAAUUGAUCCAAGAAACUAUUUCCUCGGUCCAGGACUUGAACAACUGAUUGAACAACUGACUCAAAACGAUCGGCCUGGCCCUCCACCACUGCCUGACUCAGUUAUUGAUUCGAUUCCAACGGUAAAACUAACAUCAUCCCAUUUGAUCAAUGAGUCAGAAUGCCCUGUUUGCAAGGAGAAGUUCGAUAUUGGUGAUGAAGCCAGAGAGCUGCCCUGCAACCAUAUUUACCAUUCUGAUUGCAUUGUACCUUGGUUACGGCUUCAUAAUUCUUGUCCAGUUUGCCGGCAUGGGCUGCCUGUGCCGAGUGAUCAGAGCAGACUUGCAGAAAAUGAUCAAGAGUCUGAGGCUCAUGACUCUCCUAAUGGAAGAGGAAGCAGCAGGAGCCAGCGGUGCCUGAGGUUGAGGCAGCAGUUGGCUUCAAUUUGGCCCUUCCGAUCAAUACAUCGAAACAUUCAUCGACAAAACGAUGAAAGUAGUUCGUCACAAGGAGGAGCAGCUCAGUCACGGCGCCACUCUUGCUACAUUCUUUAGAUCAAAUUCCAGUUGAUUUUUAUCCUCUUGGUGUUUACCUUGAAAC
Messenger RNA from Coffea eugenioides, 1093 nucleotides. RefSeq names its product probable E3 ubiquitin-protein ligase RHC1A. Gene Ontology annotation, molecular function: ubiquitin protein ligase activity. The record is from RefSeq and is a predicted model, not a curated record. The coding region runs from base 1 to 1047 and encodes 348 amino acids. Gene Ontology annotation, cellular component: cytoplasm. Gene Ontology annotation, biological process: protein ubiquitination. The transcript is spliced from 2 exons. Lineage: Eukaryota; Viridiplantae; Streptophyta; Magnoliopsida; Gentianales; Rubiaceae.